GAAUCUCACGUUUUCUAUAAGGAAAUAACCGAAAAUUAGAAAACCCUAAACAUAAUAAGGAAACCCAUCUGCCUCUUUCCUAUGUAGCCCAAGCCCAAUCCCAAUCCCAAUCCCAAUCCCAAAAGUGGAGAUCAACAAAACAAAGGUUUACGCCAUUGUCGACACCUUCUCCUCUCUUCUGUAUUGCUUCGUAUCUCUCCAACUGCUUGUACCUGUUGGUUGCAGCAAUUUCUCCUCUUUUCUUUUAAACAUACUAGAAUUUUGAAGGGUAGAUGGUGUCGUGUUGAUGAUCUCUCUUUGUGUUUCAUGAUCACCAACUGCUAGAGUUGAUAGUGAUUGGGAACUGGAGUUUUAAGGAGGAAACAAGAGUGGUUUGUUGUAAAAUAGCAAAAGAAGGAAAGUUUGUAAGGCUCAUAAAAUGGAACCUAGAAUUACCAUGGAAUCAUGGAUUGAGGCUACUGAAGUUUCUGCUAAAUUCCAGCAAAAAAGGUAGUUCAAAUGGCACUAUUUUUCCGCUCUACCACCCCGAUCAAUCACCUUCAUCAUCGCUUUUGCCUGCAACCUUGUCGCACCUUUGUUGAUGCCAGAGUCAAAUGGGUCCGAGACGCAUACCUUGAUUUUGCAGUCGAAAAGGAGAAAAACCUGAAACAAAUUAUCUCUCUCAAGAACUUAAUCGUUUCUCAACCGUCUAAAACCAUACUUCUUUCGACUGUGUCUGUUUAUAAAACCCUUUUCAAUCUCCCCACCACCGCUACCAAUUUCUUCCAAAAAUACCCUUCACUUUUUCAAAUAUUCCAAUCCUCUAAACCAUUUUCCCUCCCUCAUGUCAAACUCACCCCACAGGCUCUAACUGUUCACAAUGAAGAAUCCAAGAUUCUGAACUCUUCCCAUUAUCGGAAAGAUGUUGCUGAGAGGUUGGUGAAACUGUUGAUGCUCACUCGAGCGAAACGGCUUCCUUUAGAUAUCAUUGAUUUGAUACGAUUUGAUCUUGGUCUGCCUCAUGAUUUUAUCCUCACACUACUUCCUGAAUUUCCUGCAUAUUUUCAAAUUUGUAAUAUGGGUUAUAACAAUUCAAAGGGUUGUGAAGUGUUUGGCUUGGAAUUGGUCUCGUGGAGAGAGAAUUUUGCAACGUCGGUGUUGCAAAGAAAAUCAAUGGAGGAAAAUCGUGGCAUCAUUAGGGGAAUGCCUAUUAAAUUCUCGAUAAAUUUACCAAGAGGGUUUGAUUUGGAAAAGAAAGUAAGGAUAUGGAUGCAUGAAUGGCAGAAUUUGCCUUAUAUAUCACCAUAUGAAGAUGCAUUCUUCCUGCCGCCCAACGGCGAUCAGGCAGAGAAGUGGACAGUGGCAGUGCUACAUGAGUUGAUGCAUCUUCUUGUAUCGAAGAAGACCGAGAAGGAGAACUUAUUGGCUUUAGGGGAUUAUUUGGGAUUUGGUCCGAGGUUUAAAAAGGCUUUGGUGCAUCAUCCAGGGAUCUUUUACGUUUCAAACAAGAUCAGGACGCAAACUGUGGUUUUACGGGAAGCUUAUAAGAAGGAUCUCUUGGCUGAGAGGAAUCUGUUAAUGGGAAUGCGAUAUCGCUAUCUUCAUCUUAUGAACCAACAGGUGAAAGUAAAGAGAACAUUUACACUUGGAGUUAAAGGGAGUAACUAACAAAUGGCUUCUUCUGCUAAAGGAGGAUCUGUUGGCAUUUGUUAAUCGCUACUUUGAAAUGCUGGGGACAUGGAAGUUCAUGCGAGAAGUGGAAAGAUGCUAACCUGAUGAAGCCUUGUUUACAGAAACCAUUUGUGCUAAGGAUUUGUAACGAUGUGGAUGUAUGCAGGCCUGCCCUCCGACUACUAAGCUAAAUUAGCUGCAUGCCCAUAAUCCUCGAUCAAUGUAUGCAGGCCUGCCCUCUGACUACUAAUCAAAGUUAUCUAAGAGGUGAAACCCUUGGCUGAAAAUGGCUAUUUUAAUUAAUUUGUCAAGAAAACAGUGUUUGGUCCAACAGGUCUAUCCGAUCUGAUCUGUUUUGAGAGUUCUUGAAUCUUUUGCCUGUUUGUCCUGAUUUGGACCCUAACACAUCAUUUUGCCAGCUCUAAAUUGAACAUCUAAAUUUAGUCAAACUUUGAAACUUAUCUCAAGU
Cynara cardunculus var. scolymus (artichoke) is the source of this 2119-nucleotide messenger RNA. Its product is annotated as sufE-like protein 1, chloroplastic/mitochondrial. The record is from RefSeq and is a predicted model, not a curated record. Gene Ontology annotation, molecular function: RNA binding. The transcript has 2 exons. Lineage: Eukaryota; Viridiplantae; Streptophyta; Magnoliopsida; Asterales; Asteraceae. The coding region runs from base 499 to 1647 and encodes 382 amino acids.